This is a messenger RNA of Rhinopithecus roxellana (golden snub-nosed monkey), 589 nucleotides long. RefSeq names its product 3-hydroxy-3-methylglutaryl-coenzyme A reductase-like. Gene Ontology annotation, cellular component: Golgi membrane; endoplasmic reticulum membrane. Gene Ontology annotation, molecular function: sterol binding. Gene Ontology annotation, biological process: SREBP signaling pathway. The transcript is spliced from 5 exons. The annotation marks the transcript as partial. Lineage: Eukaryota; Metazoa; Chordata; Mammalia; Primates; Cercopithecidae. The record is from RefSeq and is a predicted model, not a curated record.
AAGCCCUGCACCAGGUGGGGAGCAGAAGGAACGCAGAGAAGACGCAGGAGAGGCACAUUUCAGAGAGAAUCCAGCAUGAAAUGGAUGUCCCACACAAGACAGAGAGAUGCAGGAUCCACGGAUUCUGUAUCUACAAUGUUGUCAAGACUUUUUCGAAUGCAUGGCCUCUUUGUGGCCUCCCAUCCCUGGGAAGUCAUAGUGGGGACAGUGACACUGACCAUCUGCAUGAUGUCCAUGAACAUGUUUACUGGUAACAGUAAGAUCUGUGGUUGGAAUUAUGAAUGUCCAAAGUUUGAAGAGGAUGUUUUGAGCAGUGACAUUAUAAUUCUGACAAUAACACGAUGCAUAGCAAUCCUGUAUAUUUACUUCCAGUUCCAGAAUUUACGUCAACUUGGAUCAAAAUAUAUUUUGGGUAUUGCUGGCCUCUUCACAAUUUUCUCAAGCUUUGUAUUCAGUACAGUUGUCAUUCACUUCUUAGACAAAGAAUUGACAGGCUUGAAUGAAGCUUUGCCUUUUUUUCUCCUUCUGAUUGACCUUUCCAGAGCAAGUGCAUUAGCAAAGUUUGCCCUCAGUUCCAACUCACAGGUAA